Penicillium canescens is the source of this 3051-nucleotide messenger RNA. Its product is annotated as putative AAA family ATPase. Gene Ontology annotation, molecular function: RNA binding; ATP hydrolysis activity; ATP binding. Bases 1 to 3051 code for a protein of 1016 amino acids. The record is from RefSeq and is a predicted model, not a curated record. The transcript is spliced from 6 exons. NCBI's taxonomy places the organism in Eukaryota, Fungi, Ascomycota, Eurotiomycetes, Eurotiales, Aspergillaceae. Gene Ontology annotation, cellular component: cytoplasm.
AUGGCUGAGGUUCGCAGUUUUACUGCUCGACCUUUGUCGAAACAAACGGCGCGGAAAGAUUUGAAAGAUGCCUUUCGGGUCUAUCUUAAUUCCUCAUCGCUGGCUGCGUUGAGGCUGCAAACUGAGAGCAUCUGCACAUUAAGGCAAGCUGAUGGGCCACCCAAGACUGCUAUAGCAUGGUAUGCAGCAGAAAAUAUUCAAAAUACUGUCAUGCAAACAUCAAGGACCCUGCAAGAUUGCUACGGUAUCAAAAUUGGAGAAAAAGUUUCCAUCACCAAGGUCGAUGGCUCACUGGAGGACAUCGAAUUGGUGACAUUAGCAGAUUCUUCGGAUGCCGACAAGAUCGACAAGUACGGUCCCAUCUCGGACGCCGACAGGCCUCACUGGGAAUGGGCCUUGGAUGAAAAGCUUCUCAGAUGCGGCUCUCUGACAACAGGACUGACCUUCGAACUGGAGCUCAAGGGCCAGCCCAGGAGUUUCCGAGUGGUCAACAUCCGCUCUAAGAAUCCCAACUCCAGCCACACAUUGUUCCAGUUCACAGAGGCUUCCAGAAUCUCUCUUGGAGCAGAAACGGAAGUAUCUACGGCAGAUAAGCCCUCUGACAUUCAAGUCCAGUCUGUUGGCCUUGGAGGUCUAUCCCGCCAGAUCGAGGACAUCAAUGAGAGCUUGUCUGAUUUUAAAAUUGAUCCGCGGAAACCAGCGAUGCCAUCAUUUUACGAGAACACCCGAGGCAUUCUACUCUACGGACCAAAAGGCACUGGCAAGACAAGCCUUUUGGAACAGAUCGAGAAGGCUGGCUGGAGACAAGUUUUCAGAAUCGGGACCUCCUCUCUGGGCAGAAGUACCAGUGAAGGUGAGGCCAAGCUGCGCAAUAUCUUCCAGGAGGCAGCUCGCUCUAAACCUAGUGUGAUCAUCAUCGACCAGCUGGAAUUUAUUGCCCCAAAGCGAACCUCUUUCGAAUCUCAGUCUCUUGCAUCUGUCUUGUGUGAAAACUUAGAUGCCCUUCGAGGUACAUCAAUACUAGUGGUAGCCGCAACACGGCACCCUAACCAGGUGGAUGACGCCCUCCGAACUCCCCAUCGACUUGGGACGGAGAUUGAACUGCAAGUUCCAACCGCACAGGACAGAGCGGAAAUUUUACGUGCCAUUCGUGGACCAGUUUCUGCUGGCUUAACUGAUGAGCUCGUGGAGCUCCUGGCCGAAAAGACACACGGAUACGUAGGGGCUGACCUUUUCGCUCUCCUGCAACUAGUCUGUCGCAAAGCUCGACAACGGCAACUGUUGGAAAAGAGUUCCCCUGUAACAUCGGCCGACUCCACGAUAGAGCCCCAUAGCUCACACCCUGGGAGUGAUAGCGUGGGUGACAAGGCCAUUCCGCUGGUGAUCCAGGAGCCAGAUAUCAUGUCCUCUCUGCAGGAGAUUCGUCCUACUGCCAUGCGGGAAGUUUUCCUAGAGACCCCCAAGGUUAGAUGGUCGGACAUUGGUGGACAGCAUGAGAUUAAAAGACGUCUCCAACAAGCAGUCGAGCGACCUUUGAAGUAUCCCCAACGGAUGCGCAGACUCAAUGUCAAUAGCAAAAAGGGUGUUCUUCUCUAUGGACCACCGGGUUGUUCAAAGACGUUGACAGUGAAGGCCCUGGCAACCGAAGCUGGGUUGAACUUUUUGGCAGUCAAGGGCGCCGAGAUCCUUAGCAUGUAUGUUGGAGAAUCCGAGCGGUCAUUGCGAGAGAUUUUCCGAAAAGCUAGAGCUGCAAGGCCUAGCAUCAUAUUUUUCGACGAGAUUGAUGCCAUUGCCGCGCGACGCGGCAGCUCCCAGGGAGGUGUCAACGUUUUGACGACUUUGCUGAAUGAAAUGGACGGCAUUGAAGAGCUCCGAAAUGUACUGGUCAUUGCGGCCACCAACAAGCCCGAUGUUCUAGAUCCGGCUUUGAUGCGCCCUGGAAGAUUGGAUAACAUCCUCUAUAUCGGCCCGCCAGACGUUGAAGCGCGCAAGGAAAUCUUACGCAUCUGGGCCAACAAGUCCGUGGUGAAUCCGGAGGUCGACUUGGACAACCUGGCAAUUCUGACCGAGGGAUACUCAGGUGCAGAGAUAGUCAGUGUCUGUGAAACUGCCGGAGAUGCUGCACUCGACGAAGAAGAGGAGACUCAGCAGGAGCAGGAUGUGAAGUGGAAGCACUUUGAAUAUGCACUGGGACAAGUGCGGCGCCAGAUUACGGAUGCUGUAAUCAAAGAUCUUCAAGAUGUCCAUGAGAUCACCUCGUGGUCCUUCACCACGACGCUCACUCGAGCAGGACCGAGCGCGAUCGCGGUCGCGUUCUUCGGAGUCCGUCCCAUGGACGUCGCGAUCGCUAUCGCUCAAGAACCCGAUCCCCCUCUCGUGGCAGAACCCGAUCCCGCAGUCGCAGCCGAGGUGGUCGUCGGUAUCAUAGCAAGAGUGACAGUCGGUCACCCAGUCCGAAUCAAAGCCCCCGAGAAGUUCCAAGAGAAACUGACCAAAAAUGUUACGGAAAAUCACAUCCGAGAGAUCUUUGGGGACUUUGGAGACAUCGAGUACCUCGAUCUUCCAAUCAACAAGGCCUUUAUGACCAACCGCGGAACGGCGUAUAUUCUCUAUUAUGACCCUGCCGAUGCAGAGGCCGCUAUUGCUCACAUGCACGAGGCUCAGCUUGAUGGGGCCAUCUUGAAUGUUUCAAUUGUUCUUCCCCGACGGAAAUUCUCACACUCGCCGCCCCCUGCAUCAAACCGUGGGACUGGCGGCCGUCCUAGAUAUGGCCGGGGACCAUAUGCAGGCCAGCAGUCUCCGCCAAGGAGACACGGAGGUGGACGGCCUACGGAACGUCAUGAUGUCUACAGACCAAGGUCUCUAUCUCGGUCACGAUCCCCGGUUCGUUCUCGGUCGUACUCUUCUCGAUCACGGUCUCCCCUACCCCGACGAGGUAGUCUUCGCGCAGAUUCGCGCCACCGCAGGCGCCGUAGCCCAAGUUACAGCAGUUAUGGUGACAGCAGUCGUAGCCGCAGUCCAGCCAGAAGCCGUGGCCGAAACCGCCACUGA